This is a messenger RNA of Medicago truncatula (barrel medic), 1104 nucleotides long. RefSeq lists its product as uncharacterized. The record is from RefSeq and is a predicted model, not a curated record. The transcript has 6 exons. The coding region runs from base 81 to 869 and encodes 262 amino acids. Lineage: Eukaryota; Viridiplantae; Streptophyta; Magnoliopsida; Fabales; Fabaceae.
UUUUCCACUUGUUAUAAAGCAAGUAAAACACUACACAUUUUGUCAUCAUCAUUACCAUAAUUUAGCAAAGUGUAUCAAGAAUGGAAGCAAAGAAAGAGAGUUGCAGUGAUGGAAAUAUCAAAAUCAAAGACUCUGAAGCUGAUCAUGAUGAUCACAAAAGUCCAGAAUUGGACCUUUUUCUUGAGAAGCUGAAUCUCGGACCUAAGAAGAAAUUGCUUAUUAUGAACCUUAAUGGAUUUCUUCUCCAUAGAGCUCGUGUCACUGACAAGAAAGCAAUUCCAAAGUCUCGGACCGCUGAUUACAAAUAUCGUUACUUUCUCCUUUACAAGAGGCCAUUUAGUGAAGAAUUUAUGAAAUUCUGCUUAGAAAGAUUUGAAGUGGGGGUUUGGUCUUCUGCAAUGGAACAUAAUGUUGAUGGUGCUUUAGCAUGUGCUAUUGGCGAUUCGAAAAACAAGCUACUAUUUGUUUGGGAUCAACAUAAAUGUAGAGAUUCUGGUUUUAAAUCCUUGGAGAACAAUAAGAAACCUCUCUUUUUCAAAGAACUGAAAAAAGUGUGGGACACUAUCAAGAAAGGAGGACCGUAUUCUGCUUCAAAUACGUUGCUGAUCGAUGACAAACCAUACAAGUCUUUCCUUAAUCCGCCCAAUACAUCAAUUAUUUUUCCUAAGUCAUAUGAUCCUGAGGACAAGGAUGACAAGGCACUGGAUCCAAAUGGGGACAUAUGCAAGUACUUGAAAGGAGUAGCUGAAGCUGAAGAUGUUCAGUCAUAUGUGAAAGAUAAUGCUAUUGGUGAACCAGCAAUUACAACAUCUCAUCCUGAUUGGGCCUUUUAUUCUCGUGUUCGUUCACGUAUAACUACCAACAAUUGAGUAAAACAUGGUUCAAUAAUGUUGCAUAACAAAAUGCAGUGGUUAUAUGUGUGUGACGAACUAUGUUUUGGAGAAAUGUUUACUUAUUUUACAAAAGACACUUGUUUCAAUAUGUGUGUGUGAAGUUUUGUAAUUUUUUCUUCAUUGUUGGUAUUAUGAUCAUACCUAUGUAACGAUGGUUUGGAUUAUACUGUUCCUUAUCUUAUUUGGACUAAGUUCAAUUUUAUUUUGGCAA